CAGUCGGAACUAUUUUGGUAGGGCGCAGGUGGAGCCGGCGCAGCAACAGCUGCAUCCGGUUUGCACUCUUGCUCAGAAGUUUGCAGCUUUUUGCGGCUUUUCUUUCCCGCUAACUGUCUCCAGAGAGUGAAACUCGUUAGGGUAGACACCUUAACGUAACUACGUCGUAGCGUUUUAUGAAUAUGAACUACUAUUUAAUGGUAAUAAACUUUUUAAUAGUAAGCUAGCUUCAGAGACGCGACGGACGGAUGUGAACGGUCAAAAUUAGAUCGACACAAAUUCCAUAUUUAGUCUUUUUUUUACACGAUAAAUGGACCCGACGCGUCUGCAGGCUUCAACUCUGAUGGUUUAACGUGUUAUUUAACGUCAGAGGGAACCAUGGUGCCGUUGAAGAGGAGAAAGGUCUUCUCCCCCGGUGCAGGGAGCACCGGGAGCACCGGGAGCACCGGGAGCGGCUGCCCCGGUGCUCCCGGUGCUCCCGGUGCUGGACCGACCCGGUUCCCGCAGGUCGUUGUGUAUCUGUUGGAGAGGAAGAUGGGGGCCAGUCGGAGAGCUUUCCUCUCUCAGCUCGGUCGGAACAAAGGCUUUCAGGUGGAGGAGUUGUUCAGUGAGAGAGUCACACACGUUAUUUGUGAAAACAACUGUGGCGAUGAGGUGCGGACGUGGCUGCACUCGCAGGGCGGGGGCCGAACAUCUGCCCAGCUGCUGGACGUCAGCUGGUUCACAGAGAGCAUGAGAGCAGGACGUCCUGUGGACAUUCUGGACGGACAUAAACUGCAGGUACGUUAUUUAAUAUUUAAGUCUCCAGAGGUGUACGACCUCUGGAGACUUACACCUAGGACACAGCUGUUUGAGCGAGAGCUGCGGCGCUGGGCGGGGCGCGAGAAGGCCAUGUCUCUGAGCAGCCACGCGCUGUACGACAACAAACAGGUACACACUCCUCACAUUAUCGAUGUGGCCCGGGAUUCGAACCCGCGGCCACUGCAGGGCUCAGCCAACAUGGGGCGAGCGCACUUACUCAGUGAGCUGUUCCUGAAGGACAUGAAGGACACGGAGACACCGUCCCGACCCGGGGAGACUGCUGUCCUGGAGUCAGUUUCUCUGGACAAGUUCCUCCCUGAAUCAGCGGCCAGCAGCGAGCCGGGCGACUAA
Etheostoma cragini (Arkansas darter) is the source of this 1152-nucleotide messenger RNA. It is a transcript of the gene polm, whose product is annotated as polymerase (DNA directed), mu. The transcript has 6 exons. Gene Ontology annotation, biological process: double-strand break repair via nonhomologous end joining. Lineage: Eukaryota; Metazoa; Chordata; Actinopteri; Perciformes; Percidae. The coding region runs from base 379 to 1152 and encodes 257 amino acids. The record is from RefSeq and is a predicted model, not a curated record. Gene Ontology annotation, cellular component: nucleus. Gene Ontology annotation, molecular function: DNA binding; DNA-directed DNA polymerase activity.